GAACGACUUCUACGAGCUCUAGAUUUCCGGAACAGGUUCUCUUCUCGCCCAUACUUACCUUCACACGUUAUACCUCCAGAGAGAAAAAAGAUUAUUUUCAGGGAUAUCUUAGAAAUUAGAUGGCCUGACCCUGCUACAGCUAAUCUGACAAGAUGUGCAGACAAUGGCAGUGUGAAGAUCUCGUCAGUAGAUGGUUAUGCUCACCUUUACCUGUCAGAAUUGCAGCAAGAAUUCACAGUGGAGUUCUUAUGCAAAGUCAGCCAGUCAACAGCAGCAUCCCUAAGCUCCUCUCAAAAGAACAGCAACGCUCAAAACAGAGAUCACUAUGGAAAAUCACAAAAGAAUUAUGUUGCUGUAAUGCCAUUGAAACAAACAAGCAUAGAGGGUAAGAAGACUGAUCAAGGUUGCACUGAAGGUAAAUACAGAGAACCAACCAAUUCAGAGGACCAAAGAGACACAGAUGGAGUCCCUUUGUUCUACACAAAUCACUCUUGUGAAUACACGUGGGUUACACAGUGUUGGUCUGUCUCCUCCUACCCAGAAGAAUGGAAAUACCCUUUGUCACUGGCACAUAUGUGCUAUAACUUACAUACUGCUAAGAAUGUAAUGCAGACAUGUGAGAAAAACAACCAUCCCUCUACAGAAACUGAUGUUUUAAUAGAUCCUGGAACAAAGGAAACAGCUUCUCAUUUACCUACAGCUUUGCCACUCAGCUGCAGAGCCCCACACUUACACAGGUGGACUUUCUGUGACUUCUUUCAGAAUGAAGAUGCUGAAAAGUAUACAUGCCCUCAGCUAAUUCAGAUUGUAUGGUGGCAGGGUGUUUUUUAUAGAUUUAUCCACGGUAGGAAAAACAUCAUAGAAAUCUAUCCUGGUGAUGACUCAGUUCUCAAGUCAGAGGGAGCACUUUUUGGAAAUUAUUUCAUACACUAUGUAAUCCAAAAAGGAACAAGAAAGAGGGAAGAGAAGAUGUAUUCAGUCAACAACCUACCUCCUGAUGUACCAGGAAAUUCAUAUUCUGUAUCCUCCAUCAUUACUCAGGCAACCAAAAUACUUCAGUACUGCUACAAGACUAAACUGUCAUUAACUCAUAACUAUUAUCUCUGCUGUUGGAAAAUGGUACCUGAGACAGAUGGACGAGAAAUGUUGCCAGUUUUGCUGUAUGAAAAGGUUAUUCCCAGCAUAGGAAGACUCCUCGUGUACUCGGAUCAUAAAGUCCAUGCUGCUUUCUGGGAUGGGGUGACCUUGAAUAUGGUCUGGGAUUUUAGCUCUUCCUGUAGCAAGAUCCAGGUAAAUGAAGACGUAGGCUGGUGUAAGUUAACUACCCCUGAUGGGUUACAGCAGCUAAUACAAAUAAGUCAUCCUGGAAUCUAUGAAAGGUACACAAGAACAGCAAUACAAUGGUGCAGAAGUUUGAACGAAAAGGAGAUUCCUGAAUAUACUGAACACUCUGUAACUGAAGAAAACUGGUCUGCUGAUGUUGAGCUUGAAAAAAUACAGAGAUUUAACUGUAUCCUUUCUGAAAGCUUUUUAUUGGAUAAUAGCAAUGUUCUGGAAAGAACAUCUGCUGCAAAAAACAAUCCAUCUGGUCUUACUGUCAGAAAAACAGAAAACGGGAGUGAGACGGAAAAAAUCAGUGAAGGGUGUGUCCUGGAGGCUUUGGAAAAAACUUCCAAAGUAAUUCAGGAUAUUGAAUCUCUGCUUGCGGCUUCUGGGAG
Nestor notabilis (Kea) is the source of this 1718-nucleotide messenger RNA. RefSeq names its product chromosome unknown open reading frame, human C5orf34. The transcript has 11 exons. The annotation marks the transcript as partial. Lineage: Eukaryota; Metazoa; Chordata; Aves; Psittaciformes; Psittacidae. The record is from RefSeq and is a predicted model, not a curated record.